AUGGGUAGUAUCUUCAGGGACUUCCAGCAGGCCCAGCGGGAAGGGCUCGGCGGUCUUUUGGCUUUGAGCCUGGCGCCCAUCAACACCCCCGAAGAACCCAGCCGACUGAGUUCAUUUGCUCAACUAAGCAACUAUCAGACAAUCUCAUCAGAUGUGAGAUAUCAUCUGAUUCAAGAUCGCAAUGCAACCAAACUCCCGAAGGCGGAAGCAAAUGCAUGGGUCGACAUUUUUGUCGCUCUCUGGAAAACCGUCAAGGAAUUAGUGGCCAUUCAACGGGAUGACGGGAAUGGUGAUUGGUCGAAAGCGUUCGAAGCCUACAAAGAAGUAUGCAAUCUUCUAGUAAGAGGAUAUACAAACUUCGGCUUUCAAGCCUGGACCGUGCCAUGCCUUAGUAUCACAGGCAAGUACCUCAGGGUUAUAGCCAUCAAAGCAGACGCCGAAGGAAGAGCAAAAGACCCUCAUGGAGACGUCUUUGCGAACGGCUUUUCGGACGAUAUCAUGGGGGAUACCAACAAAAACGAGAAGCUCGAAGCAGCAGCAUGGACAAUCAACCGCAUGUUUACCGUUUGCUUAAGUGAUCGGUCGGACCUAUCGGAGUCGCGAAAAUGGGGCAUUUACAGCACUACCAACCUUCUUUUCAAGACCUAUUUCAGGCUCAACUCAAUUUCCUUGACUAGGAAUGUGCUUCGUGCUUUGGAAGCCACUGGUGGUGACCUACCCGAACUUGACCGUUUUCCGAAAUCCCAGAGGUGCACUUUUAAGUACUACCGUGGAGUCAUCGAUUUUCUACAAGAGAAUUACACUGAGGCGGAAGACAAUCUUACAGAGGCACUGAAUCUUUGUCAUAAGGACUCCCUGAGAAAUCGUGAGCAGAUCCUUACGUACCUCAUACCAGCACAUGUUGUCAACCACCACCAGCUUCCCAACAAUGCCAUUUUGUCGCCUCAUCCAGUUCUACAACAGAUCUUCGCUCCAUUGUUCGCAGCCAUUCGUAAGGGUUCUCUUGCAUCUUUCGAUGCUCACCUAUCAGCUUCGGAGCCGGAACUGGUGAAAAGGCGGAUCUACCUUACCCUCGAACGAAGCAGAGCCAUCUGCAUGCGUAACUUAUUCCGAAAGGUGUUCCUAGCUGCAGGAUGGGAAGAAACCAAAGAUUCAACGACCGGUGAAGUGACAGGAAAGAUUCGGCGAACUAGGGUUCGUAUCGAGGAAUUUGAGGCGGGAAUGCGCAUUGGCUACAAGGGAGCAAAUGAUGUGAUAAUUGAUAGGGAUGAGGUUGAAUGUUUUCUGGCAAACAUGAUCUAUAAGGUACGUUGCAGAUUCUCAAUAUUUGGUUUGCGUCCACAAUCGACUGGUCAAAGGCAAUGGAUAUAA
Messenger RNA from Exophiala aquamarina CBS 119918, 1371 nucleotides. RefSeq lists its product as uncharacterized. Gene Ontology annotation, biological process: transcription elongation by RNA polymerase II; poly(A)+ mRNA export from nucleus; post-transcriptional tethering of RNA polymerase II gene DNA at nuclear periphery. The transcript has a single exon. NCBI's taxonomy places the organism in Eukaryota, Fungi, Ascomycota, Eurotiomycetes, Chaetothyriales, Herpotrichiellaceae. The record is from RefSeq and is a predicted model, not a curated record. The coding region runs from base 1 to 1371 and encodes 456 amino acids. Gene Ontology annotation, molecular function: double-stranded DNA binding; RNA binding. Gene Ontology annotation, cellular component: transcription export complex 2.